This is a messenger RNA of Pelodiscus sinensis (Chinese soft-shelled turtle), 5013 nucleotides long. RefSeq names its product transcription factor AP-2 epsilon (gene TFAP2E). Gene Ontology annotation, biological process: regulation of cell population proliferation; anatomical structure development; regulation of transcription by RNA polymerase II. The record is from RefSeq and is a predicted model, not a curated record. Gene Ontology annotation, molecular function: RNA polymerase II transcription regulatory region sequence-specific DNA binding; DNA-binding transcription factor activity, RNA polymerase II-specific. NCBI's taxonomy places the organism in Eukaryota, Metazoa, Chordata, Testudines, Trionychidae. Gene Ontology annotation, cellular component: nucleus.
CAGAUACUUGUGUGUGUUUGCACAGAUCCGUGUGUAUUUUUGUACGAACACGCUUGUGUGUGUGUGUUUGUACAGAUUUCUGGUGUGUGUUUGCACAAUUCCGUGUGGUUUUGAACGUCUACGUGUGUAUGUUUGAGUGUAUGUGUGUGCAGAUCCGUGUGUUUGUACAGAUCCAUAUGUGUUUUUGUACAAACGCGCGUGUGUGUACACACAGAUUUCUGCGUGUGUUUUUGUACAGAUCCGUGUGUGUUUGUUUGUGCAGAUCCGUGUGUGUGUUGCAAGGCACAGAUCUCACGCGUGUGGGUGCCUGCGCUAAACUGGCACCUAUCGGAGAACUCGCCUGACUUUAUCACUCCGAAUUUGCUGAGGACUUUCGAAUGCUGGGCAGGAAUCCGGGUGGGGGAUGGGGUGUCCACACAGUGAUUUUGUUGGUUUUAAUCCACACAGAACCCCCAUCUCCACCCCCGCCCGCCUCUCACAAGCCCUCGCUCGUUGGCCGGGGUUGCAACCUGCCUCUGCUGCACGAAACACCUGCGGAGCUAGGGCCGGCGAAGGACUGGGACAACGCCUCUCUCCUGGCCCCGAGCCGGGGCAGGAACGCUCCACUUUCCCGGGGGAAGGAGCAGGCUGCUCCGAGCUCCCCAACCUGCCUGGACCCGGCCCGUUCGCCGGGUCACGCCGCCAGACAGGCAGGCUGCGGAUCCACAAAGGGUGGGGGACUCACUCCAGCUGGGAACCGGCCUGUCCAGCUCCCCCCGAGCGCUUCGUGUUUUCGCUAGCCCGGGGUCAGGCUCUGAACAAGCGCAGCGCUGGGGCGGGUGGCAGAGGGUCGGCGGGGACUGAGAUGAAUUUCCCACCAGAUAGAAGAGAGACAGAGGGGCAGACAAACAGCUUCAUUAGCAGGGCGGGGGGAGGAAAGUGGCGCAAACCCAAAUGCCUCGGUGCCCCUGGAGAAGGAGGGUGGGAAAUCAUGACCCGGUGGCGCUGAGACGCGAGGAGAAUUCUUGACAACCCGAGCGCGGCGGAGGAGAAAGGUGCCCCCGCGGGGAGCGAACUGGGCGCACGGACAGCUGGCGGAGGCAGCUGCGCUGAAGUUGCCCGUUUAUUUUCAGUCGCGCCCUGACCAGCGCUCAUUCGUGAGUUUCCAAAGGGCGCAGAGGGAGCCGGGCGAGCAGGAUCGAUUGAUUUCCGAGGCGGCCGCUGGGAACUGCGCUGCUCUUACGAGACAGAAAUUAACACCUUGCUCGGGCUAAUAAAAUUAAACCUUAGAGCAACACAAACGUUUCCUUUAAACCUCGAGUCACCUCCACCCCGGCGUCUUCCCUCCCCUCCCCCCGGCCCAGCCUCCUCUCAGCCGUCUGAAAUCGGUCUCUGCUCCCCUCCCCCACCAGCCCGCGGGAGAUUGCGGACACCAGUGGACUCGAGAAAAAACAACAAGAGAUGCAAAGCAGUUUUGCAGCCUGCUUGGAAGCCGCAAGGGUUGGGAUUCACCGGCGCCCGCCGCAAAACCCGGGGCUGGUUCUUGAACGGGGAGGACUUUGUCGGUGAGUCUGGGCUCCGCACAGAGCGUGUAAGAACGGAACAAAACCGCAAGAUCCGGAUCCCAGGGCAAGCUGCGCAGAAAGGCGCCGCGAGCCUGCAAAGCCGCGCAGGAGACAACCCAGUGGUUCCAAAUCCAGAUGAGAGGAAGAGUUAAUGAGGCGUCUGGAGUUACAGUCCCUGCUGCCUUUGGCUUGCUAGGGAUCUUCCUUCUGCUGCCUCCUCUGUGCCCCCCCGAAAAAGAGACCAAAAGCGGGGGGUUUAGAAAGCACUAAGAAAAACGCUAAAAGCAAACUGCCUUUUGGCCAAACGGAUUCUCUCUCUCCGCGUAUGUGUGUGGAUGGGUGUGUGAUGUGGUUUUAAUCCAGAUUCCGUUCAGUGUAAACGAAUCUCUCCGGCUGAGAGACAAAUCCACACCGAUUUAAAAAAAGAUUCUCUCCCUGAAUGUCGUGAUUGUUUAACCAAAAAAACAAAAACCACAACCAGAAAGAGACACCAAAGUCUCCCCGUCCAUGAACUCGAAGGGAAGCGGCUCUGUCUCUUUAACGCGCGCGCCCGGCGCGUCCUGCGCGCGCCCGGCGCUAUAACUGGCGUGCAUGGAGUUGGUCUGGGCUCAGAGGGAGACGGAGUGGGAGAUGGGAGCCAUCUGAAAUACUUGGAAACGGAGCGAUUUGGGUAAUUUAAAGGAACAAAGCCACCCGCUUAGCUCUCCCCCGCUGGAUCUGGGAUUUUCCUCCAUGGAGCUGCGGAGCUGCGCCCGAUUUUAAAGGAUUGCGACCGGGGGUUUCUUUUAUCCCGCCGCCUCUCUACUUUGGCACCGUCCUGCAGGGUCCCCCCCCCCCCUGCACAGAUGUUAGUUCACACUUAUUCCGCCAUGGACCGUCCCGAUGGGCUGAACGGGGCCUCCACCGGCGGCCGCCUUUCCCAGCUCUCCUCCCUGAACCAGGCGGCUUACUCCUCGGCCCCGCCGCUCUGCCACACGCCGGCCUCGGACUUCCAGCCCCCCUACUUCCCGCCGCCCUACCCGCAGCCCCCCAUGGCCUACUCGCAGAGCCAGGAGGCCGGCUACCCGCACCUGGGGGAUCCCUACAGCACCAUCAACCCCAUCCACCAGCACCAGCAAGCCGGCUGGCACUCGCAGCGGGCCCGGCAGGAGGAAGCCGGACUGCUCUCGCAGACUCACCGGGCGCUGAGCCUGGAUCCCCGCCGGGAAUACCCGGGGGUCCCCCGCCUGCUGCACGGGCUGGCCGAUGGGGGCCACGGGCUCGGAGACGGGCCGCUGGGCCUCCACGGACUCGGACAUCCCAGCCUCGAGGACAUCCAGGCGGUGGAUGAGGCGGGGCUGAAUUUACUGGAUCAGUCGGUGAUCAAGAAAGGAAUGUGCCAAGGGAUAAAUAUUAACCAUCCUGGGAAUGUGAAAGAAAGCCCUGACGUCGCUGCUGUCUGGAAGCAGCUCUGCUUUCCUAGCCCAUACGUGCCCCUCCCCUCAAAGGCAAACGGCACCACCAUCUCUGCCUUGUCGAUGAACAAAGACAGUCUGAUCGGAGGGGUGACAAAUCCCAACGAGGUCUUCUGCUCCGUGCCUGGCCGGCUCUCCCUUCUGAGCUCCACCUCUAAGUACAAAGUGACCGUCGGGGAAGUGCAGAGGAGGCUUUCCCCACCAGAGUGUCUCAAUGCUUCUCUUCUUGGGGGAGUCCUCAGGAGGGCAAAAUCAAAAAAUGGUGGAAGGUGUUUAAGGGAAAGAUUAGAGAAAAUAGGCUUAAAUCUACCUGCAGGAAGGCGUAAAGCUGCCAAUGUCACUUUGCUAACGUCACUGGUGGAAGGCGAAGCGGUUCACCUCGCCCGGGAUUUCGGCUAUGUGUGUGAAACAGAAUUCCCAGCGAAGGCAGCAGCAGAAUACCUGUGCCGUCAGCACUCUGAUCCCAGCGAGCUCCACACCCGGAAAAACAUGCUUCUGGCUACCAAGCAAAUUUGUAAAGAGUUUGCAGACUUGAUGGCCCAGGAUCGUUCUCCGCUUGGGAACAGCCGCCCAUCUCUCAUCUUAGAACCAGGUGUCCAGAGCUGCUUGACUCAUUUCAGCCUGAUAACCCACGGCUUCGGAGGCCCAGCCAUCUGUGCAGCACUCACAGCCUUCCAGAACUACCUGGUGGAGUCCCUCAAGGGGUUGGAUAAAAUGUUCAUGAACAGCACAGGGAACGGGCAUGCGGCUGGAGACUCCAAAGUGUCAGAGAAAGAAGUGAAGCAUCGGAAAUAACAUGCUGUCUGUCUCCCUCUCCCUCUCCACUGGAGGGAGCUCUUCCCAGCUCAUGAUAGGAGAUCUGAUCUUACUGGUGUUGGAAAAAAAAAUAUUAAGACCCAGUGCAAGAUGUUUCCCGAACUACAAUAUUUGAACUUGGGACGCAACUUUUAAAGCAAACAAAUAAGAGGACUUAAAAUUUAAGAAGAACUUUAAUGGACAUCACUGAGAUCGAGAGAAUAAGACAGGUUGAUGGCUUUUGUUUAUUUUAAUUGUGGAUGCAGGAAGCCAAGUCAUGUGCAAUUUUAUUUUAUUUUGUUUUCUUAACCCACAACAAAAUACUGACGUGCUCCAGGAGUCCGUUCAACUCGAAGAACUGAAAAAUCAGCAGAGAGGAAAGGCCUCAGCCACUCGAGAUCUUUUUGAAACCGAGGCAGAAAUCAGAUGGGGCAUCUUUUUGGGUUGCAGGCCAGAUCUGGAUGUAUAACCUGCCUUCAACAGGCAGAGAGGGAAUCUUCCAAGGAUACCACCUAAACAACAGUCCUACACCCCAGACAAGAGGAAUAUCUCCAGCCUUGCUGCCUUGAUUUUCAAGUGGUUUCAAGACUUUGUUUACAGUUUGCAACAAACUGACACUCACUACGGAUUUUCUGCGGGGCCUAUGGAACCCUGAGCCAUGUCAUGAGAACAAUCUGACACUCGGACGUCUUUCCAAGAUGGGAAUUGAUCAGUGAGAGCCUUCUGGAAUGUUGCAUUCAAGCCAAGGGGGUCGAGUAGUUUAAGUUACACCUGGGACUAAAUAAAACUCCAUGACCUACGAAUAACAGCACACAAGUUUCUAAAAUUAAUAAUAAUAAUAAUGAAUAAAGCACAAGGAGCAGAACUUGAACCAGGCCAAAUUGACUGAACUGAACUGUUCUAAAUCUGUACAUAUUUAUUUAUGUGUAAUUAAAUCUGAAAGUUUUAAAAUGUCCAGUGCAAGUUAUUUAUAUCUAAUUGAGUUUGGGAUUUUUUUGUUUUGAAAGAGGAAAAUCUCUGGAUUUUCUGCCAUUAGAAAUGGGAAUGAAAUUUUGGAGUCACAAAACUGUAGCAUGGACAACAGGCUGUGAUGCUAAUGACUAUAGAAGUUCUGCAGGGUUUUGUACUUGCUGUCGUUUCUCUUAAAGCUGCAAUCGAUGUACAACACACCACACCACAGUGUCAUUCUCAUUAUCUUAAUAAACCUCUUUUUAUUUGAA